This is a messenger RNA of Symbiodinium natans, 1419 nucleotides long. NCBI's taxonomy places the organism in Eukaryota, Dinophyceae, Suessiales, Symbiodiniaceae. The record is from the annotation of a GenBank genome assembly.
AUGAUCCGCGUUUUGAGUCUGUCGGGUGAAGAGCUGGCUUCAGUGCAGCUUGAUACCCUUACAUCUGAGACUGUGAGAAGUUUGAAGCACCACUUGCAUGAUCUUCUUGGCAUCCCAUUGUGCAUGCAAUCGCUGGUGCAAUGCAACUGUUGUUUGGAUGAUGCUGCUAAGCUGGAUUGCCAGAACGAAGUGCAGCUAGUGUUUCGGCGUGUUUCCAGUGCAGCAUCAAAGUCGGAGUUCGCGGAUGGGCUCCUUAGCGCGUGCGCCGAAGGCAACGUUGAGGAAGCGCGCAUGCUUUUGGAAGCUGAUGCGGAUGUGAACAGUAGGGACGAAAACUGUCGUGCUCGCUUGGACCAAACACCACUCAUUCGAGCAUGUGAGGCAGGCCACGUUGAGAUUGCACGUCUGCUGUUGGGAGCUGGUGCCAACAAGGAGCUCACAGGAAUUGACGGCAAAACGGCUCUUAUGUGGGCAUGCUACGAAGGCCACAUUGAGGUUGGGCAUCUUCUUCUAGAAGCUGGCGCUGAUGUGAACUCGCCGGGCGACGAGAUUGGCCUCACAGCGUUCAGUCAGGCAUGCGCAAGAGGCCACAUGGAGGUCGCGCAUUGGCUUCUGGAAGAGGGUGCUGAUGUGAAUCGGUGUGAUGAGGAUGAUGGCCUCACCGUUCUCGCUCGGGCAUGCGAGCGCGGCCACAUUGAGGUUGCACGCAUGCUUUUGGAAGCUGGUGCGGAUGUGAACAGGCUUGACGAAGAUGGCUGGACAGCUCUCAUUCGAGCAUGCGGAAAAGGCCAGCUUGAAACCACACGCAUCCUCUUGGAAGCUCGUGCUGAUGUGAACAGGACUGCAGAUGCAUAUGACCUCACACCACUCAUCGUGGCAUGUCGGGGAGACCAUGCUGAGAUCGCCCACAGUCUAUUAAAGGCCGGAGCCGACAAGGAUUCGCAGAACACAGCUCUCAUGGGUGCCAGCGAGCGCGGCCACAUCGAGGUUGCGCGUGUGCUUCUAGAAGCUGGUGCGGAUGUGAACAGGAUUCAUAAAUAUGGCCGGACAGCUCUCAUUCGGGCAUGCGAUGGAGGCCACAUUGAGGUUGCGCGUAUGCUUUUGGGAGCUGGUGCCAACAAGGACCUGCAGGGAGGCGGCGGCUACACGGCGCUAAUGUCGGCUUGCUGCCAGGGCCACAUUGAGGUUGCACGUCUGCUUCUAGAAGCUGGCGCCAGCAACGACCUGCAGAGACGUGAGGGCUACACGGCCCUAAUGGACGCAUGCUGCCUGGGCAACUUUGAACUUGCGCAGCUGCUUUUGGAAGCUGCUGCUGAUAUGAGCAUGGUGAACCAACUGGGAGACACAGCUCUCGCUUGUGCGAACGAUCGAGGCCACUCUGACAUCGUGCAGUUGUUGACCGGAAGUGGGUGCAAAUGA